Messenger RNA from Rotaria sp. Silwood2, 855 nucleotides. Lineage: Eukaryota; Metazoa; Rotifera; Eurotatoria; Philodinida; Philodinidae. The record is from the annotation of a GenBank genome assembly.
AUGUAUGGUCGUGUGAUGGGAAAAAGAUUCGAUGCACAUUUCUUCCAAGAAUACGCGGCAGACAAAGGAACACGUGGUUGUACUUCUCUGCUGGCAUGGGAUAUGAACAUGGGACCACAAUCCGGUUGUACAUAUGCCAAUUGGCAACGAGGAUUUGGUGAUUUUCAUUUAGUACCUGAUUCGACAUCAUUGCGAUUGAUGUCGUGGCACAACAAAACUGAAACUGUGAUAUGUGAUAUUUAUGAUGAUAAAGAAAAUGAUCACAUUCUUGUGCCGUAUGCACAACGCAGUAUUUUACGAAACCAAAUUGAAGCAGCAUCAAAGCUAUCUUACAAAGUACUUAGUGCAAGUGAAUUGGAAUAUUAUACUUAUGAAAAUAGUGACUAUCCUGAAGAUUAUCAUUUACUGCAAGCAGCUCGUGGAGAAAAAUAUACUGAAACAUUUCGACAUCAUCUCAAGGCCAGUGGUAUUCCUGUAGAAACAGUAAAGGUGAAGCUGGAAUUAGACAACAUGAAACUUCGAGGUAUUGCUGAUCAACUUGAACCACCACCGGUUUUCGAAGGUGAUAUUUAUCAGGCAAGAGAAGUUCCUCAAGCAUCUCGAGCAUUGAAAGAAGCUAUUCAUGUCUUUGAAAAUAGUAAUUUUGUACGAGAAGCAUUUGGUGAAGAUGUUGUCAAUCAUUAUCUCAACUUCUAUCGGCUGGAGCAAGCAGCCUUUGAAAAAAGAGUUACUGAUUGGGAACGACGUCGAUACUUUGAACAAAUAUGGAUUCUAUCCUUUUUCAUUUCUUCAUUUAAUCACUUUUCAUCUAAAUUUUUUCUCUAUUUUCAAAUAGCGAUCUAUACACUAAAAUAA